GCAGUUGUUUCAAAUAAAACAGAAAUGAUAAGACUAUUUCAGACUUUCUAUCUUUUCUUGGCAUUGCCUAGUCUGGUGACUUUGAAUCGGAUAUAUGUUGAAAAAUCACUUUGUAAUGAAUUCGUUGGACGUGCGAAUACUGCUUUGGAAAAUUUGUAUGGUGCAGCAGUAAAUACAAAUUCGGAUUUAGCACAAUGUAUGGAACUGUGUAGAAACUCUGAUCAUUGCACAAGUUUUCACUAUAAUAAGGCAAGUAAAGAUUGUACAACAAAGACAUAUGGUUCCUACCAAGGUGGUCUAUUAACUCAAGAUAACAGCCUAUUCUAUACUAAAAUAACUAAUCCAGACUGCGAAAAUUGGAUUGAUACAGCAAAUAAAAUUGUCAAUAGUUGCGAUCCUUGCGUUCUCUCUGAUUUGCAAGGUGUAACGGUAGAAAAGUGCAGGGAAGAAUGCUUCAAAACUACCAAUUGCCAAUCAAUCAACCAAAAUGGGGCUGAUUGCGGCCUCCUUUCAUCAGUUGCAGCUGUCAGUGCGUUAUUUUACCAACCACCAGCAAAUAAUCUUCUAAAACCUCAAUGUUUAACUAUGAUUCAUGUUUCAACUAAGAAUAUUUGCUCUCGAAAUCAGAUUACGUCACUUGGAGAUGGAAUUUUAGAGUGUCCACCGGAAGUGAUAAAGAUUCCGCUAAACGGUCAAAUUAUCUAUACAAUCUUACAAGCUGUUAAUGAUUCUUUCGAGGUGGCAAUCUCGAAAUUGGACAACGAUAAAUGCUGGAAUAUUGCAGUAACAAAUAAUCCAAACAAUAAAUCCGUAUUGUGUAACCUUAAGAGUGGGGAAGAUAACUUGUGCAAAUUUGAAUGUUUCGGUCAACAGUUCAACAAAAUAAUUGUUAAUUGUUUAUCAAAUUAUUGUAAUAUUUGCGAGAUUGAAAUCACUUCUAAGGAUAAACUUGUUAAUGUAUGCAUAUAAAAUUUCCAAUCUUAAUAUAUUCACAAUUAUGUUGAUUCGCACAAAUAUUAUUAAUAAAUUGGUACAUUUGUGAUAGGGUCAUGUGACACGGUUAUAGUUACAGUAUAUUCAAUAAUUC
This is a messenger RNA of Dimorphilus gyrociliatus, 1087 nucleotides long. NCBI's taxonomy places the organism in Eukaryota, Metazoa, Annelida, Polychaeta, Dinophilidae. The record is from the annotation of a GenBank genome assembly.